ACCUAUCUUACCUCAGGUACUAGCCUCCACUAAGCUUCCGUGCCCUGUCCGCUAACAAUUAGGUACCUACUUAGGUAGGUAUAUAAAGCAACGCAACCCCCUCCGAACACGCAUUGGCGAGGCGAGCAGCUCCAGCAUGGGACCGUCGACGCGGAUUCCGAAGCUAUCAUGUAUUGCCAAAAGUGCCGCGCCCCGCUCAAGCUAGACGGGUCUCUGACAGAUCUGAAUCCCGCCGCAUUUGAUCUCCUAGUUGCUUCGUCUUCCCGGAAACAGUCCUCCCACCCCCCGCCGUCUCCUCGCCUGAGCUAUCCGAAUGAUGCCGAGAGGAGAGCGCUUUAUAAUCGGGUAUCGAGAGAUGUCGGCCCUGCCGUCUUUAAGAGACACAGCAACGUCCUCCGCGGCGACGGCCAUCCUCGAGACAGCUCCGCCAUGUCCUUUGUCCUCCUCACCGAGUCUCAGGUCGCCCCUCCGAGGCUCACCCCCCCGAUAGAUUCUCCGACGCCGAGACAGCCGCGUCGGAAAUCCCUCUCCGGCAGCCAGCGCAACGACGCGAGACCCGCCCACCCCCACGAAGCUGAGCGCGUCAACAAGCUCUUCGAGAUAUUGUCCGCGCGAUCAGACAUAGACCACCCCGUGUGCGUGGAGUGCACGGAGAUGCUGGUAGACGGGCUCCAGAAGAGGCUAGAGUCCACGGCACGGGAGCGAGAUGCCUAUGCCGCAUUCCUGAAACAGGUCCAGGCGGAUAUACCGAGCGAGGAAGAGAUCGCCGAAGCCGAACAGGCCCUAGCGAAGGCGCGGGCGGAAGAGGAGGCGUCUAUGGAUCAACUUUUAGCUUUGGAGAAGGAGAAGGCCGCCCUGGAUAUCGAAAUUGCGGCACUCGAGCAGGAGACGCGGGCGCUGGAUGCCGAAGAGGAGGAAUUCUGGAGGGAGCGCAACGCGUUUGCGUCGAAGCUCGCCGAGUUCCAGAACGAGAGGGACAGUAUCAAUUCCAGGUACGACCACGAUUCCCAGCUGCUUACGAAGCUUCAGCGGGCGAACGUCUACAACGAUACGUUCUCGAUACACCACGACGGCCACUUCGCGACCAUCAACGGACUCAGGCUAGGCCGGUUAUCGACGAAGCCCGUGGACUGGCCAGAGAUCAACGCCGCGUGGGGCCAAGCAUUGCUACUAGUCGUCACGGUCGCGGACAAGCUGGGAUAUAAAUUCGACAGCUACGAGCCCCUACCCAUGGGGUCCACCUCCAAGAUCAUACGUUACGACUACCCGUCCCCAUCCGCCAGCCGGCUCGGCGGCCCUCGCAGCGGGCCGCCGCCGGCUCCUAAGAAGAGCGUGCUGGAGCUCUUCUCGUCGGGCGACCUGCCGUUGCAGAUGCUCUGGAACCGCAAGUUCGACCACGGGAUGGUGGCCUUCCUGGAGCUCGUGCGGCAGCUCGGGCAGUUCGUCCACCAGCAGACAAAGGCGGGCGGCGGCCAGGGCGGGUACCCGGCCAACCCGCUGGCGCUGCCGUACAAGAUCGAGGGCGACAAGAUCGGCGACGACCGCAUCGGGCACUACAGCAUCAAGCUGGGGAUGAACAACGACGAGAGCUGGACGAAGGCGUGCAAGUUCGCGCUCACUUGCUGCAAGUUCCUGAUCGCGCACGCGAGUAACAUUAGCCACGUGACAAACAACGGACGUUGAGGUGUGGGUCGCGUGAGGCCGACACGAGACGAAGCGAGACGAGGCUGACUUUCGAUUCGAUUUCCCCACGGCAUGUUUAGACAGGCGGUGGCGUACGGCGUUGACAGAACGGGAGAGGGGAGGGAGGCGGCGUAGAGAACAUUGAUUCUGUAGUAUAGGGAUGACGGUGCAUAGGCUCUAUUCGGUACAUAGGUUACAAGACACUUACUUAAUAGUGCGAUGAAGCAAGUAACAGUCUAUUUAUGUCGCACCGACGACA
Durotheca rogersii is the source of this 1942-nucleotide messenger RNA. Its product is annotated as APG6-domain-containing protein. Bases 169 to 1683 code for a protein of 504 amino acids. Gene Ontology annotation, cellular component: phosphatidylinositol 3-kinase complex, class III, type I; phagophore assembly site; phosphatidylinositol 3-kinase complex, class III, type II. The transcript is spliced from 3 exons. Gene Ontology annotation, biological process: autophagosome assembly; late endosome to vacuole transport; autophagy. Lineage: Eukaryota; Fungi; Ascomycota; Sordariomycetes; Xylariales; Xylariaceae. The record is from RefSeq and is a predicted model, not a curated record.